UGUCUCCCGGAGCGUAUUCCGGUUGCUGCGGCGGAGGGUUGUUGUCUGAGGCUCAGGGAAGAUGUCGGGGGUCCCGGCUGUCCAGAUCAGUAUCGAGUCUACCUGCGAGAAGCAGAUACAGGAGGUGGGCCUAGAUGGCUCGGAGACGUAUGUGCAGCCGCUGUCUAUGUCUCAGAACCUGGCUCGCCUGGCACAGCGGAUAGACUUCAGCCAGGACUCGGACGAGGAGGAAGGGGGAGAUGCCUCGCGGGAGCAAGAGUGGGGGGAACAGGAGGAAGAGGAGGGAUUAGUAAAAUUCCAGCCCUCGCUAUGGCCGUGGGACUCUGUAAGAAAUCAUUUGAGAGGCUCCCUUACUGAAAUGUGUGUGUUACAUGAUGUCUUAACCAUCGUCAAGGAGAAGAGAUACAUGCAUCUAGAUCCUGUUUCACAAGAAGCACCAACGGCCAAGCAGACGCCGCAUGGUUUGCUCUUGGUGUCCAAGAAGAAAUCCUUGGCCGGCGCCGCUCAGAUCCUCCUGAAAGGGGCAGAUAGGCUGUCCAAGUCUGUGGCAGAGAAUCAGGAGAACAAGAGACAGAGAGACUUCAACUCCGAGCUGUUACGGUUAAGACAGCACUGGAAGCUGAGGAAGCUCGGAGAUAAAAUCCUCGGGGAUUUAAGCUACCGGAGUGCCGGGUCGCUCUUUCCUCAUCAUGGUACAUUUGAAGUUAUAAAGAACACAGACAUAGACCUGGACAAAAAGAUACCCGAGGAUUACUGCCCACUUGAUGUUCAUAUCCCGAGUGAUUUGGAAGGAUCUGCCUACCUGAAGGUAUCGAUCCAGAAGCAGUCGCCAGACAUCGGUGACCUUGGAACAGUUAAUCUUUUCAAACGCCCCCUACCCAAAGCAAAACCAGGAACCCCGCACUGGCAGACCAGACUGGAGGCUGCGCAGAACGUCCUGCUGUGUAAAGAAAUAUUUGCUCAGUUGUCUCGAGAAGCUGUUCAGAUCAAAUCUCAAAUCCCUCACAUUGUCGUUAAGAACCAAAUUAUCUCUCAGCCCUUUCCAGGAUUACAACUGUCCAUCUCCUUUUGUCACUCCACGAACGACAAGAAAUCCCAAAAAUCAUCUUCUGACAAGACCAGUGCAGAAGACCACCUUUAUGUUCUAGAACACAACUUACACCAGCUGAUCAGAGAGUUCCACAAGCAGACCUUGAGCAACAUAGUGAUGCCCCAUCCCGCCAGCGCUCCUUUCGGGCACAAGAGAAUGCGCAUGGCUGGUCCUCAAGCCUUCGACAAGAACGAGAUCAGCGGCACGCAGCAGAACGAGGGCCUGCUAGAAAAAAUUAUUAAGCAAGCAAAGCACAUCUUCCUCAGACGGAGAACCGCGCGCACCAUUGACAGCCUCGCCAGCAGAAUCGAAGAUCCACAAAUCCAAGCCCAUUGGUCGAGCAUCAACGAUGUGUACGAGUCUAGCGUGAAAGUCUUAAUAACAUCUCAAGGUUAUGAGCAAAUCUGCAAAUCUAUACAGCUACAACUCAAUAUUGGUGUUGAUCAAAUCCGGGUGGUUCACCGAGAUGGGCGAGUGAUCACACUGUCUCACCAAGAACAAGAGCUUCAGGAUUUCCUCCUGUCACAGAUGUCUCAGCACCAGGUCCUGGCUGUUCAGCAGUUGGCUAAAGUCAUGGGUUGGCACGUCCUAAGCUUCAGUAAUCACGUUGGCCUUGGCCCAGUUGAGAGCAUUGGGAAUGCAUCGUCGAUAACCGUGACGUCUCCAAAUGGGGAUUACACCGUAUCAGUGCGCAACGGCCCGGAGACCGGCAGUAAGGUCAUGGUGCAGUUUCCCAGGUUUCAGUGCAAAGAGCUCCCCAAGAGCGACGUCCUACAAGACAACAAAUGGCAGAACCUACGCGGACCCUUCAAAGAAGUCCAGUGGAACAAAAUGGAAGGCAGGAAUUUUGUGUACAAAAUGGAGUUACUAAUGGCAGCGCUGACGCCUUGCUAGGCCAAAUUACGAAGUGUACGUAAAAAAAACAAAAAACAAAACUGAAUAUUUUUAGGUAUUCCACCGGCACAGAGAAGGCAGCUGCACGUGUAUUAUUAUUAUUAUUAUUCCAUUGAAAUAAAUAUGGAUGUUUUUCUA
Spea bombifrons (plains spadefoot toad) is the source of this 2122-nucleotide messenger RNA. RefSeq names its product mediator complex subunit 17 (gene MED17). Gene Ontology annotation, biological process: regulation of transcription by RNA polymerase II. Bases 62 to 1984 code for a protein of 640 amino acids. Gene Ontology annotation, cellular component: mediator complex; core mediator complex. Gene Ontology annotation, molecular function: transcription coregulator activity. The transcript has 12 exons. The record is from RefSeq and is a predicted model, not a curated record. Lineage: Eukaryota; Metazoa; Chordata; Amphibia; Anura; Pelobatidae.